Molecule: messenger RNA, 1395 nt
Organism: Botrytis cinerea B05.10
Lineage: Eukaryota; Fungi; Ascomycota; Leotiomycetes; Helotiales; Sclerotiniaceae
Exons: 2
Coding region: 107-1231 (374 amino acids)
Cellular component (GO): membrane
Molecular function (GO): serine-type endopeptidase activity
Source: RefSeq, a predicted model, not a curated record
GGCGAGGAUGCAAUUACCGUAUUCACCAAGCAUAAAUAGUAUUUUAAAAGCUCUCUCGAUGCAAUAACAGACACCACAUUGUUUACUCCUAAUCUACCUGUUAAUAAUGUUUCGAAAAACCGGGCUUUUCAAGCCUUCAGGGAUUCUUUCUCGCAUUACACCUAUACGACGUCCAUUGAAUGUUAGAAGUUUUCAAUCUAGAGUUCUUACAAAUCACAGUCAUGAUUCUUCACAGGAGAUUAAUGUUGAGUCACCUCCCCCUCUGUCUCCUCAGCCAGGCCCUCCAGCUCAAUCCAAUGUGGCUGCAAUGACCAUAUUUACCGUGGUAGCCGUCAGCACCAUAUAUACCACAUCCGCCAUAUACGAGAAUCUGAAUCUCGAAAAAGAGACUCCGAAAAUCAUGGAUCUGUUUAUCCGAAACGAGGAAAACACAUACGAUGUAAGACGCAAAAUGCACGAGGUGAACUAUCCUCCUGGGAUAUUAUAUGCCUCGACCCCAUGGCCACCCAUCCACCAACUUUCCAGUCCGCAAGGACGAGAGAAAUUCUGGAACAGAUUAAUGCCCUCUGAAAAAUUCACAUACACAAUCAUGGCGACAAAUAUAGGAAUUCAUGCUCUAGGUAGUCUGGCUCCAGGAUUAUGGAGCAACAUCUUCCUGCACACACCCGGCAUGAAUAGAAAUUUCACAUUACUCACCUGUGUAUUUGGUCAUGGAGGACUGGCACAUUUGGGUAUGAAUAUGUAUGGAUUUCUUUCUUUCAUGCCAGCCUUGGGCCAAGAUCCUUCUUUCAAAUCAAGUAUUCCUCACAUGACGGCUUUCUAUCUGUCAACGGGUGUGCUCGGCAGUUGGGCACAAGCUUUAAGUGCAGGACUUAGACCAAGCGUUCCCGCGGUACCGUUUCUGGGAGCAAGUGGUGCGAUAUUCGCUUUGAUUGGUGCGUUUGCUAUGCAACACCCAGAAGCUCAGUUUCAAAUUAUGUUUAUCCCGUACCCGUUUGCGGCACAGGAGUUGUUGGGUGCAGCUAUGCUGUUUGAUUUAUUGGGUGUUUGUGGUGCUUAUAAAACUCUUAGAUUGGGACACGCGGCGCAUUUGAGUGGUGCUCUGAUGGGUUUGGGAUAUGUGUAUUUUGAUUGCGAGAAGAAUGUUUGGCAACCGCUUUGCAGAGGUGUUUAUAAAUGGUUUAGAAUGAGAAAGUGGGAGAAGAAAGAUUUAGCGGUAUUUCGGAGAUGAGUGGGAUAGGGUAGCCGAAAAUGGUUCCUGUGAACAGAGGUGAUGCAGAAGAAUCAAGAGUGGAGAUAAGAUCCUCUCCACUCAUAGCUGGUCAUUACUUGCGUCGGCGUUUAGGUAUUGAUGUUCCCCUCAUAUAGUUAAUCAACGGUUUGUUAGCGGAGAAC